AUGUUCUGCCUCCGCAGCUGGAUCCCCGUCCUGUUCUUCUUAUUACGAACGCACGCCUCCCCCGUCUACCUCGUCCUCUUCAUCUCAGCAACCUACUUCCUCAACCGACCCUGCGUGUACUGCUCGCUCCUCCUCUUCAUCCUCGUCGUCGCCCUCUUCGACUUCCACACCCCGUGGUUCGAUGCGCCGCUGUCCGAUAGCGCGGAGCUGGCGCUGAACGGCACUGUUGCGGAGACGGCGGGUGUGCUGGCGCAGGCGGCGAAUCAUACGGCCAAGGCGGUGGUGAGGGGGGCGGUGGAGGGGGUUAGGGGGAGGGUUGGAUUGGGCCAGAGUGAAGGGCAGGGUUAUGAGUGGGUUAAGGGGUUGUUGGGGAAGAAGGAGUGGAGGAUACAAUGUUUGGAUGUUUUGAUCAGGGUUUGA
Messenger RNA from Alternaria incomplexa, 420 nucleotides. RefSeq lists its product as uncharacterized. Lineage: Eukaryota; Fungi; Ascomycota; Dothideomycetes; Pleosporales; Pleosporaceae. The record is from RefSeq and is a predicted model, not a curated record. Bases 1 to 420 code for a protein of 139 amino acids. The transcript is spliced from 2 exons.